Symbiodinium sp. CCMP2592 is the source of this 654-nucleotide messenger RNA. Lineage: Eukaryota; Dinophyceae; Suessiales; Symbiodiniaceae. The record is from the annotation of a GenBank genome assembly.
AUGUCGGCAUGGGUCGUAUCGUUAGUUCCACAACUGAAAUCCGGUGCACUAGUGCAGGCCGGCCACCAACCGGCCGUGGUGGAUGGUGCCGAGAUCGCAACUCGUGGGGCACCAGAUGAGCUGGAGGCCGACAAUUCCAUUGAAGCGAUCUUAGCACGGAGCCGACGGAAAGAGUUGGUGGCACGAGCCGGACCUGGAGCCGUUCGCUAUUUGCCCAGUGAGGACCCCAAUGCAGCGCACUCAGUGUUUGUGCCUGCGCUGCGGGAUCUGGAAGGCUUGCUGCGCAAGGCCGAGAUCCCUGUGAGCAUCGCGGCUUUGGAUCUGACCGCUUCGCCCGUGCCCCCGGAUGCGUUCUUGUGGGAAUACCCGGCCGCCGUUGCGCCACACAUCCAGCUCAUCCUGCCGAGAUCCAUGGAUGGAGAGGCCGGAGUUGUCGACUUCGAUGGUGUAUGGGACGCGCAGUCAUUAGCCAUGGCAGCAUGCCGCCUCGCCGGUCCUCGCGCUCCGGAGAUCUCGGCGGAGGAGAUCUCCCGCUUGGAGAACGGCAUUCAGAAGCUUCGCGACCUGAUGUUCGAGAUGCUUUUUCUGCAGGAGGUGCCCUUGCAAGACGUGGGCCGAAAGGCGGGGCUCCGUGAGGAAAGUUUCGCCCAUUGA